AGAGAGAGAGAGAGACUGACUAUAGAAUCGAGUGAAUGCGGUUUUGUAGUAACUGGUAGCAUUUGUUUGCUGGCUGACUGUGUUGGGUACAGAUUUCAUUUUAAACGGAAUUACUGCAUCGAACACGCAGUUUGACGAACAAUAUGGUCAACGUUGAUGAAGCAGAGGUAAAGUGACCUUUAUUUCUCUAUACUCAUGGCAAAUUUGAUUAAUUAUCGAGACAACAACGCCGCGAUGUUGAUGGUAGAGGCACACCAGCGCGCUAGUAUUAUUGGGUCGAAAACAACAACAACAACAACAACAAGCGGCGGCGGAGCGUCCCCAGUGAGUGAACCCUCUUCAUCUUUAAUUCAUAUUAACACCGUGCAUUUUCAGCAACACUUGCCUCUCGCCCUCCACCACCACAAACUACAAACACAACAACAACCACACCAACACUAUGCCGAGGAAAACAACACGGACGAGUUGCUGAGAAAAUCCUCCACAACUACUUUAUCCCGGGUGCACGAAGAAGCUGCUGUAAAUACUAGCAUUACCGGUACUACGACUACUACAACUGCUAGCAGUGAGGGGAGUGAUGAUGUACGGAAAUGUGGCUACUUGAGAAAGCAAAAACACGGUCACAAGAGAUUCUUUGUGCUGCGGGAACCAAGCCAGGUGGGUCCUUCCCGGCUGGAGUACUAUGAUAGUGAAAAGAAAUUUCGAAAUUGCUCUCGGUCUGCCUCUUGCCCCCCUAAGAGAGUGAUUCCUCUGUACCAGUGCUUUACUGUAAACAGGAGGGCCGAUGCCAAGAAUAAAUACCUAAUUGCACUGUAUACUAAAGAUGAGUGUUUUGCUAUGGUCGCUGAGAAUGAGCAUGAACAGGAAUGCUGGUACACGGCAAUAAGUGACUUAAUGAAUGAAGGGAAAAGGGGGGGGCUGGAUUCAGAUGAGCUGGAUGAUGGCUAUGGCACCGUCACACCUGGGACUGUAUUUAAAGAAGUGUGGCAGGUGAAUGUGAAGCCCAAGGGACUGGGGCACACUAAAAACCUGACUGGAGUGUACAGGCUGUGUCUCUCCAGCAAGACCAUUCACUUGGUUAAGCUCAACUCUGACACCCCCUGUGUGAACUUGCAGCUGAUGAACAUCAGGCGGUGUGGGCAUUCUGAGAGCUUCUUCUUCAUUGAGGUGGGUCGCUCUUCCUCCAUUGGGCCCGGGGAGAUCUGGAUGCAGGUGGAUGAUUCUGUGGUGGCUCAGAACAUGCAUGAGACCAUCCUGGAAACCAUGAAAGCCCUCAAAGCUUUCGCUGAGUUCAGGCCAAGGAGCAAAAGUCAGUCCUCCGGCAGCAACCCCAUUGCUUUCAUUACCACCCGCCGGCACCUGGGCAACCUUCCCCCCAGCCAGACCGGCUUGCAGAGGCGGGCCAGGACGGAGAGCAUGGCUGGCACACCCCCUACAAGCAAAAGUGGGGGUUACCGCUUCCGGACCUCCAGUGAAGGGGAGGGCACCAUGGCCAGGCCUUUUAGGUCUGUCACUGGGAGCUUAAUCCACCUGAACACUGCCAGGAUAAACCUGGGCAAGCAGGAGGGCAGCGGGAGGUACGUAAAGGCGCCCCCUGGAUCUGCCUACCACACACGCUCUGCCUCUCUGCCCGUUUCUCACUUUCCCUCUACCACCAGCCCUGUCAGCGUUUCUUCAAGCAGUGGCCACGGAUCAGCUUCUGACACCCUGACCCGCCCCUCCAGUGCCUCUAUAUGUGGAUCUCCAAGUGACGGAGGGUUUAAUUCUUCCGACGAGUAUGGCUCCAGCCCUGGGGAUUUCCGAUAUUUCAGGGUUAGAAGCAACACCCCCGAUUCCCUGGGGAACACCCCACCGAUCCGGGAGGAAAACUGCUUGAGUGAGUAUAUGUCGAUGGAUAAGCACGCUAAUGGGAGGAGCAGCUGCUGUUACAGUAGCCAGGACGAUGGCUUGAGGGAUGAGUACAUUGACGCUGAGAAAUGCUUCAGGAAAAGGACUCACUCGCUCACCAAGCCGGGUGCCACCACAGUGUACCAGAAAAUGGCACAGACCACCUCCUCACUGGAUGAACCCGGUGCAGAUGCCAACCCCUUGGGCAGCCACAGCCAUCUGUCAUACUCUGCCUCCCCUAAAUCCAGCUACCCCUAUCCAGAGGAUUAUUGUGAAGCUAAGCUUCCGUCACCUUCCAUCACCCAGCGGCAGGGUGCAACUAAGGACGAUGGCUACAUGCCAAUGAUGCCUGGUGUAGUCCCCUCCUCCCAAGCAGAUUAUAUGCCUAUGCAUCCUAAAAACACUGCCCCCAAACAGAUCGUCCACCCCAGGUCAGCACCUCAUGAGGACUCUAGGGGCUAUAUGAUGAUGCAGCCCAGUGCAAGUUGCUCACUUGUGCGAAACGGCUCCAAGGGCAGCAGUGACCGGUUGCCCAAUGGCGAGUAUAUGGAUAUGUCCCAGAGCAACAGCACUCGAUGCAAGCUGUCCAGCGACUGCUCUUAUGGUCGGACUGCACCUGAUCUCCCUAAGUCCUACAGCUCUUACUUCUCUUUGCCUAGAUCAUACAAGGCUCCUGUCCAGGAAAACGGCAAGCACAAUGAUUAUGUCCCCAUGUGCUCUCCUUGCAGGCCAGUUAAUGAUGGACCCGAGUACAGCAACAGAUGUACUGGUAGCAGCAGCAUCACCUCUACCAACAGGGGGCACAGUAGUCACACACCCGCCUCUCUCAGCCUGCAAAAUGGGAAUGGGUUAGUCUGUGGACCGAACCGAAGAGCUGUGAGACCCACCAGACUGUCCCUGGGCAGCCGUAGUAGCAACACAGUACCCCGGACUUCCGAACGAGCCCUGCCACCUGAGCCCCACAGCCCAGGAGAGUAUAUUAAUAUCGAUUUUGGAGAGAAGGCCAUUCACACACCAUACUGCCUGUCCGCAGAGGGGUCUCCUCCUUCCCUGGGCUCCACCAGCGACCACAGGCGGUCUCUACUAAAUGACUACAUGAGCCUGGAUUUGGAUGCCCAGUCGCCCAAAGCAGCUGAUGUAUCUCUACCACGCUCUGCCACCAGAAUGGCCCCGACCUCCUCUUCCAUUGUAGAUGCUCCCAGAAGUCAGCCCAGCAAUGAUUAUGGUCGGGUGGCUCUCGGGGACACACCUGUCACUGGCGGAGCAGGACGGACUGAUGAUUAUACAGAAAUGACCUUUAACCUGGCACUGACCCCACCACGGUCAGGUGCCCCACAGGAGCCAGACAGCCUUGAGGCGGUGAGCCCAUCUUCAGUUGUGAAGCGGCUCUGUAUUGUUGAACGGUACCCUGGACAGAGCAGCUUUCCUAUCCCCCCUCCUCCUUCUUCAGCGCCCCCCUUUGAACCCAAGGUGAUCCGUGCUGACCCCCAGGGCAGGCGGCGUCACAGCUCGGAGACCUUCUCCUCCUCGCCCAGCAGUUCAGCUAGCAUCGCCCCCACCAGCACCCUCCUGAUCGACGGUAGCAAGCGGCACAGCUCCGCCUCCUUCGACAGCGUCUGGCUUCGACUGGAGGAGGGACCCAACACCAGUGCAGGGGGUGAGUGCAGCAGCCAGGACGGCAGUGGGAAGAUGUGCAGGAACACCUCGGCUGGCUAUCAGAAUGGUCUCAACUACAUCGCCCUGGAUCUAAGGGAGGAGCUGAGGAGCUGCGAGCCCCCUGCACCACUGACCUCCCCCUCGCCGCCUCCUCCUACUGAGAAUGGAGCCUACGCCAGCAUAAACUUCUCCAAGUCAGACAGAAUGAAGGGUGCGCCAAAAGACUGAAAUCAAUGAGAAGAAGAAAUUCACAGCAUCUGGAAAAGCCAAGAAUCAAAAUGCAGCAGCAGUUUAAUGCAAGACAAGUUGCCUCACUUCCCCAGCAAUGGGAGGACAAAACUUUUUUUUCUGUGGUUCUUUUAUACCCCUGGAAGCAAAAUCAUCACCAACUUUAACUAUUUAAACUGAACUGGAUAUUAAAAAAAAAAAACAAAACACAACACACAGUAUUCAUUGAAGCAAGUGUGCUGACUUAUUUGACAAGAGGUUUGAAAUUAAUCAUGCAAAUGUGGUGGGUUUUGUUGCCCACAAUCAAAAUUCAGUCCACUAACUUUGAGUGUGUGUCGAUUUGACAAGGUUUAAAACAGUUCCGUCAGCUUUCAUUCUAGGGCUGUGCACCUAAAUCCGUGUCCCUGUCUAACACAUGGCUCCUGCACGUUCUAUUACUACAGUCCAAGGAUGCUUGAGGCUGAGAUGACGUUGGGAGCUUCUGUAACCAAUUACCAAGCUCAGGUGCAGCAUGCCCUACAUUCCUGAAGCUCUGGACUAAGGGACAGCAGCCAGUAAGGGGGCUGGGUAGAGGGGUUCUAUACUUGGCCUUGUAAAAUUCACCAUCAGCCAAAAUAUCUGUUAUUCUAUCCUGCUUUGAGCGUGUGCCACCUUGAGCUAGGAGCUACCCAAAAACAGAGCUCCGAAAGGGCAGAUGUUGGGCCAUACUCCCACAAUGGCAAGCAACGCACCAAGCUGCAUUUACACAAAGUAUGUGAAUGCUAAUUAAAAGUAUAGUGAAGAAAUGAGCUGCUGCUGCGGAAACUUCCAUACCUCGUGUUACAAAGUAGCUAACAGGAGCCUUGGUCAUAUAAAUAGCCUAAUUAUCAGAAAGACUCAAAGUUAAUGGACCUUUAACAGCAGAAGACAACAGUUAAACUGGGGUGUUGCUGUGUGUACCGAUUCUGGAAAAUAUGUUUUCAGUAAAAUUCCAGUUGAAUGCACCAUUUACUAGCAUCCUAAUGAUGUCACUACUUAUACAGGCUGCUGGCAAAAAUAUUAGAAAGCAUAUGCAAAAUCGGCAUCCUACAGCAAACAUUGUGUAAAACUUUAAAACGUUACCUUGCAUACACUUUUUCUGAUGGUUCUCUCAACAGCAAAAUUUUUUACCAUGCUUUUUAGUGCAAAACACUGCACAAGCUAUAUUAGAAAGUUAGUUUGGAUUAGCCACUUUUAUUUACCAAAAUACAAAGCAACUAUAGUACUGUUAAGAGGAAAAAGAUGUAUAUUUUAAAAUGUAGCUCAAACCAUUCAACAAAAUGAGCAGGGUUUACCCUUUAUUACAAAACAAAGAUGAGUGAAUCCUUGUUUAGAGUUAUUUAGAAUAAGGGAAGGCUAUAGUUUUUUUUUUUUUUUUUCAGGUGCAUGCUUAAUGUCAUUCAUAACAUUAUAAAUAUGUUACACAUUCAGAAGUAAAAGAUCAGAAACCAGGUUAAAGAAAACAAACCCUUCAUAUAUGUUUCAGCAUUAUAACUGCACAACUCUCUGUGUUCUUCAGAAUAUUAGAACAAGUAUCAAGUGUCACAAUGGAAAGAAAUAAUAGGCAGAGUUAGAAAUGUAAUCACUUAAAAAUCGAUAGAACUCUGGCUCUGGCAGAUAUUUCCUAAGUUUGUUUUCAUACAUAAAGAUCCUGUUUGUUUUUGUAGUGUGGGUGAGUUGGAACUCCCAGAACAGUGGCGCUGCAGCUGUACAGCUGUGUGGUGGAAGGGGGUCUCAGUCCCGCUCCCUAGGGGCAGGCAUGACUCACAGAGCAAUGUGUGCUGCGCUCCCACAGGACAGCGUGGAUGGUAUUCAUAUUUUUAUUUGGACUGCGGUUAAAAGGCAGAGGCAGGGAUUUCUAGCCAACACAUUCUUUCUUAGAAAAAGAACUGACAGGUUUCCUGUGCAAAAUCUGUCAUUUCUCGUUAAUGCGCUUGUGAUCAUUAAAAAAAAGAAACAACAAAAAAAGUCAUAUUUAUAAGGAGUACAUUCCCACAUGCACAGCUCACACAGACGGGGGCAGGUUGAGCUGGAAAAUGAUUGGGAUCACUGCUGUUUUGAAACCAAAACAAAACAAUGAGAAUUGCUGCAGGGUGACUAAUUCUGGCUGCACACAAUCAGCUAUGAAUUUAUGGAAGGUAUAUGCAAGUUAAGGUACCUCAAAUGCUGGCUUGGUAUUUCAAUAAGAUGUGUUUUGCUGUGAAUUAGUUUUUUUUUUUUUUUUAAAUAAAAGUCUACACAAUGAGUACUACAAUAGUUAUCCACCUACCUCCCACAAUAAAUAAAUAAAAUAACCUACAGUACUAUUUCACCAUAAAUCUUCCCAAUCCAGCAUUUCAGAAAAACAAACACUCAGGCGCAUUCUUGGUGACUGAACUGUGGCUUCUAUACUUUUUCAAGACCUUAGAGGUAAAGAGAACUGAACAACACACAGGAACACAUCUGCCUCUUAAGUACCAGGCACCACUUAAUGCAAGACAGAGACUACAAACACGACAACGAAGGACACAAGGCAAACAAGAUAGGUAGCAAAAGAUUUACACAGCGGGCGUAAACAAUUUUGUGAUAACUGCUAUGCAAAAUCAACUUGUGUUUUGUAUAAGAGGACAGCAUCAUAUCUGAACUGCCAUGCUCUUUUCAAGUGGCAACAGUAUUGUGUUUUGCAAUAUGGGUGAUUUCAAAACGGGGUAGUGUUGUAAUUUGUGGAUUAUGACACUUGUCCCAAAUGCAGUGUAUCUAUGAUGGUGUUUGAUGAACUAGCUUUUUUCUGAUAGGACUACAGAGGGACUAACAAGCUUUACCUUGGGUAUGCCCACAACCUGACAUCAAGAAAUAAUCAGAUGUGAAAUAAUGUGGGUCAAGGCUGACAGAGGGUGAACAUGCCAGCGGUACACAAGUUUGCGAGCAGCUGAACACCAAAUCCAAUAGAGUAUGGUUAAUGGUACGCACAAUAAAUGGUUUGAAGACCAACUUUAAAUCAUUUACAAUUCGUGGUACUGAAAAUGCACACUUUGACCUAUACAUUUUCAAAGCCUAGUACUAAGUGGACUGAAUUACUGAAGAGUGAAAGUCUAGUAUAACUUCUCACUUUAGCUUUGUAGCUGUAGGUGAUCUAAUGGAAAUCAAACAAUGGUUAUUAUACAUGACUGGAAGAUAUGGAAAGAAAGGGAAAGGGUAUUGAUUUAAAAUGAAGCAGCUGCUCUCGAGGUUUAAUAUAAUUUGUUCAGCCCUUGCCCAGCCUUUGUGUAAAAUAAUACAUUGCAAUAGAUGGAUCUGUAUGUGUCAACCUAGUCGUUGCAAAGGCUUUUUAUUUUGGUGGGUUCUGUUAUGGUACUUUAAUAACACCAAAUUGUGUUUUAAAAAGUCUUCAUUAGUCUUGCACAUAUCGGGUGAAGGGGUUUCCUUUUUUGUUAUAUAUUGAAUUUUUUUGCAUUAAAUUAUGGUGUCGAUUUGUGAACUAAACUUUUAAAAAAGCUGCCAUUUUGUGGGAUAAAGCACUGAUUUAGAUGAAAAAUAACCUCAAACUACUACUAUUACUACUACAAAGGCUUACAGGUACGGCAUAAAAAUAUGCAAUCAUUUUUUUUAUUAAUCUGUGUCUCGUUUACAGAGCAAAACUACUUUUUGUUUCAGUAUUCUGCCGAUUGGAUAUUUAAGAGUACAAUAAUAAAAAAACACAUGUUACAAAAAAAAAAAAAAACAAUUUUGCAGGUUUAUAAUUCUUCGGAUGUUGUUUUUUUUUUAUUAUUUUAUUUGCUGCUGUAUAGUAUAAAUAACGAAUGAUGAAUGGAAGACUUUAUGUUUCUUGUACAGUAGAUUUUGUUUGAUAAAUGGACACAUUGUUAUUUACACUGUACAGAUGGAAGUGUACACGGAUGAUAGCUGUUCAUUAGAUUUGCUAUUUCUGCCACAAGGGUCAGUGUUAAAGAGAUGAAACGUAAGCUGUGUAUCUGGCUGUGUCUUCCACUGUACAUAUUGCUGCAAUGUUUCAUGAUAAUUGCGCCCUUGUUGGCAUUGUUGUUUUCUUUUGGGAGACUGGCUUUGGAGCUCUGUAUAGUGUUUAUUUAAAAAUCUGACUUUUUUUGCUUUCCAUAGAGCUACUUGCAAUAAAAUGUGCUAAUGUA
This is a messenger RNA of Polyodon spathula (Mississippi paddlefish), 7913 nucleotides long. RefSeq names its product insulin receptor substrate 2-B-like. Gene Ontology annotation, cellular component: cytosol; plasma membrane. Gene Ontology annotation, molecular function: insulin receptor binding; phosphatidylinositol 3-kinase binding. The record is from RefSeq and is a predicted model, not a curated record. NCBI's taxonomy places the organism in Eukaryota, Metazoa, Chordata, Actinopteri, Acipenseriformes, Polyodontidae. Gene Ontology annotation, biological process: insulin receptor signaling pathway. Bases 196 to 3771 code for a protein of 1191 amino acids. The transcript has 2 exons.